Colletotrichum phormii is the source of this 1167-nucleotide messenger RNA. RefSeq lists its product as uncharacterized. The transcript has 4 exons. The record is from RefSeq and is a predicted model, not a curated record. Gene Ontology annotation, biological process: peptidyl-proline hydroxylation to 4-hydroxy-L-proline. The coding region runs from base 268 to 1044 and encodes 258 amino acids. NCBI's taxonomy places the organism in Eukaryota, Fungi, Ascomycota, Sordariomycetes, Glomerellales, Glomerellaceae. Gene Ontology annotation, molecular function: L-ascorbic acid binding; procollagen-proline 4-dioxygenase activity; iron ion binding. Gene Ontology annotation, cellular component: endoplasmic reticulum.
CAAUAUUCAACAGCCAUUGAACCGCUCGGCAUACAUACCAGUCAACCCCUGCUCAACGUCUCUCGCAAAGACCAGCCUGUCGGCGUCCACCCCUCCUACUCCGCCACGCCACUUUGCUACAUAUUAGCGGGAGCCUCAGUCGUGUCCCAGACAGCCGUCAGGAACCAUAAGCCACCUGAUAUUACUUGGCCCGCUGCACAUCAUCCCGAGAAACACGUUCCAUUCUUUCUGUACGGCACAGCACGAACCCUAUCCGUAUACCUUACCAUGGGGAAACCCAAAAGCACAAUCGCCGGGAAGACAAAGGCCGGCCCUGGAACUAACAAUGGCGGCAAUGCAAAGUUGACCGCAGCUUCAAUUCCCGCCGCGCCGCCCGCUUGGCCCCAGUUCAAGCCGCCGCUACCGGUCACCGACCUGGCUGCCGACCAGCUCGCAUCUUGCCCCGACAAGGUCCUCCUGAUUCGCAACUUUUGGCCAAAAUCCCUCUGCAGUUCCUAUGUCACUUUUCUGAGGGGUUUACCGCUGAUCACCACCCCUGGUCGGCCUAAGCGGGGAGAAGCGGUUAGAGUGAACGACCGUUUUCAAGUGCAGGACGCUGCCUUUGCUCAACGCCUGUGGACGGAGACUGGACUGCGCGAAUCGCUUGCUCAAGAAGACAUUCAGGGUUUAUGGGGCGGUGAAGUCGUCGGUCUAAAUCCCAAUAUUCGCAUCUAUCGUUACUCCAAGGGCCAGUAUUUCGAUGCACAUUACGACGAUUCUAACAACGUAUCACUCAACCUCGACCCCUCCUCCCGACCCGUCACGUGCAAGACAACCUGGACACUGCUCCUCUAUCUCACCUCUUCCGCCGAGGGCUGUGUUGGCGGCGAGACCGUCUUCUUCCCCAACGACCGCCGUUCCGCCAAGGAGGAGAUAUCGGUCGCCCUCGAAACGGGUAUGCUCCUCUUACACAAGCACGGCGACGACUGCAUGCUGCACGAGGGGCGCGAGGUCAGCGCAGGCGAGAAGUGGGUGCUUAGAACGGACCUUUGCGUCAGGAAGUGAAGAAAGAAGGGGAGUGAGGUGAGAGAGGGAUUUGCGAUCAGCAACCAUCAAGCAACAUCCUUACUACCCCUGUCUUCUUCUGCUUCUGCUUCUCCUUCUACUUCUUCUUCCUCCCGAUCCGCC